Messenger RNA from Fonsecaea multimorphosa CBS 102226, 681 nucleotides. RefSeq lists its product as uncharacterized. NCBI's taxonomy places the organism in Eukaryota, Fungi, Ascomycota, Eurotiomycetes, Chaetothyriales, Herpotrichiellaceae. The transcript is spliced from 2 exons. The record is from RefSeq and is a predicted model, not a curated record. Bases 1 to 681 code for a protein of 226 amino acids.
AUGGGUUCGACAAUCAAACCGCUACUUCUUCACGCCCACCACAACGGACCCAACCCCCUCAAGAUUGCCAUUGCCCUGGAAUUCCUUCAGGUGCCGUACACAAUCCGCCUGUGGGAAGGCGGCGACGAUCCGGAGAAGGGCGUCAAGGGUACCGCGUUCCUCAAGAUCAACGAAAAUGGUCGCGUGCCAGCCCUGGAGGACCCAAAUACAGGGGUAACCUCGUGGGAGUCUGGAGCGGUCAUGAACUACCUCCGUCGCGUCUAUGACAGGGACAACAAGAUCGGCCCGAGGGGCGACACGGAGCAAGACCUGGUGGACUUGGAGAAGUGGGAGUACCUGCUAUUGACGACCUUGGGUCCCAUGAGUGGGCAAUGCAAUUGGUUCAGGUUUCACAACAAGACGAAAAAUGAAGAUGCACUGGAACGAUACCAAGGGCAGACACUGCGUUGUUAUGAUAUCCUUGAAGGACAGCUGAAGAAGACUAACGGCGCGACCAUCAUCCCCGGCGGUUACACCUCUGCCGACUGCCAUUAUGAGCCAUGGAUUCGUCUGCACGGCUUUGCUGGGUUGACGCUGGACAACCAUCCGCUGAUUGCGAAGUGGUUCCAAGCGUUCGGGGAGACUAAGGAGGUCAAGGCGGCAUAUGGUAGGAUCAAGGAGGCUGCAGAACAGCAGGCAUAG